Messenger RNA from Drechmeria coniospora, 672 nucleotides. Its product is annotated as thiol peroxidase. The record is from RefSeq and is a predicted model, not a curated record. Lineage: Eukaryota; Fungi; Ascomycota; Sordariomycetes; Hypocreales; Ophiocordycipitaceae. Gene Ontology annotation, biological process: cellular oxidant detoxification; cellular response to oxidative stress; cell redox homeostasis. The transcript has 2 exons. Gene Ontology annotation, cellular component: mitochondrion; cytosol. Gene Ontology annotation, molecular function: peroxiredoxin activity. The coding region runs from base 1 to 672 and encodes 223 amino acids.
AUGGCCGCUUCUCGCACCACUCCCCUUCGUCUCGGCUCGACGGCCGAGGAUUUCACGGCCGACAGCAACGUCGGCCCCUUCAAGUUCUACGAAUACAUCGGGAACGACUGGGCCAUCCUGUUCUCCCACCCCCAGGACUACACGCCAGUCUGCACCACGGAGCUCGGCGCGUUCGCCAAGCUCGAACCCGAAUUCGCCAAGCGCGGCGUCAAGCUCGUCGGCCUCUCCGCCGACACGCCCGAGCGGCACGAGGGCUGGAUCAAGGACAUUGCCGAGGUCACGGGCGGCACCGUCACGUUCCCCAUCGUGGCCGACAAUGACCGCAAGGUCGCCAACCUUUACGACAUGAUCGACUACCAGGACCCCAGCAACAUCGACCACAACGCCCUCCCCCUCACCAUCCGCUCCGUCUUCUUCAUCGACCCGAAGAAGAAGAUCCGCACGAUCCUCUCCUACCCAGCCUCGACCGGCCGCAACGCCGCCGAGGUGCUCCGAAUCGUGGACUCCCUCCAGGCCGGCGACAAGUUCAAGAUUGCGACGCCCAUCGACUGGGUCCCCGGCCAGGACGUCAUCGUCGCCAACAGCGUCAAGCAGGACGAGGCGAAGGAGCUCUUCCCCCAGCACCGCACCGUCAAGCCAUACUUGCGCUACACUGCCCUCCCCAAGGCUUGA